Messenger RNA from Populus nigra (black poplar), 1969 nucleotides. Its product is annotated as serine/threonine-protein kinase BSK6-like. Gene Ontology annotation, molecular function: protein kinase activity; protein binding; ATP binding. The record is from RefSeq and is a predicted model, not a curated record. The coding region runs from base 320 to 1795 and encodes 491 amino acids. NCBI's taxonomy places the organism in Eukaryota, Viridiplantae, Streptophyta, Magnoliopsida, Malpighiales, Salicaceae. The transcript is spliced from 10 exons. Gene Ontology annotation, biological process: brassinosteroid mediated signaling pathway; protein phosphorylation.
UUUGAAAACGAGAGAGAGCGAGGAAUGGUGAGACAGAGGUUGCUAAAAAAGGCAGAAGCUGAAACCUGAAAGGCCCUUUGCAAUUUAUUGCCCAAAUACACACAACACAAGUAGCUAAAGCCUAAAGCUUGCUGGCUUCAAUAAAAACUUGGGAUCCUCAACAACCCGCUUUCUCCCCCUUUUGUGAAGUAGCAUUCGACCACUUCCAGUAACUUGUAGACAAGGAUCAGCACCAGAACUGAUGCAAACCGUUUGAUUCACUUUCUCUCGUCACCGUCUGAUCAUUUUCAUUUCUUUUUUCUCUCUCUCUCUCUAAUCAAUGGGAGCCCGCUGCUCCAAAUUCUCUCUCUGCUGGUUCCAGUCCCACCUUAAGGCUUCAGUCCUCGAAUCCUCCGAUCUCGAGAAUGGGGGCAAAAGUGACAGAAAUGCAUUCCCGAGUUUCACCGAGUUCAGUUUCGAACAACUGAAAGCAGCCACGUCUGGGUUCUCUUCGGACAACAUAGUAUCGGAACAUGGUGAAAAAGCUCCGAACGUUGUUUACAAAGGGAAACUAGACAAUGACCGUUGGAUCGCCGUUAAACGAUUUAACCGACUCGCCUGGCCUGAUUCUCGCCAAUUCCUCGAGGAAGCGAGAACAGUGGGGAGUUUGAGGAGUGAGAGAUUGGCGAAUUUGAUAGGAUGUUGCUGUGAAGGAGAGGAGAGGCUGCUAGUUGCUGAGUUUAUGCCUCAUGAAACCCUUGCUAAGCAUCUUUUUCACUGGGAGAGCCAGCCCAUGAAAUGGGCAAUGAGGUUGAGGGUAGCCCUGUACUUGGCACAAGCUCUGGAAUACUGUUGCAGCAAAGGAAGGGCGUUGUAUCAUGAUCUCAAUGCCUACAGGAUCUUAUUUGAUAAGGAUGGUAAUCCUAGGCUAUCUUGCUUUGGCCUCAUGAAGAAUAGUCGUGAUGGCAAAAGUUACAGCACAAAUUUGGCUUUCACCCCGCCAGAGUACUUGAGAACUGGUAGAGUGACGCCUGAAAGUGUAGUUUACAGCUUUGGAACCUUGUUGUUAGAUCUUCUGAGUGGCAAACAUAUUCCUCCAAGUCAUGCACUUGACCUGAUUCGUGGCAAAAAUUUCCUGAUGUUGAUGGAUUCUGCUCUAGAAGGCCAUUUUUCAAAAGAUGAUGGAACAGAGUUGGUUAGAUUAGCUUCCCGUUGUUUGCAGUAUGAAGCUCGUGAGAGGCCAAAUGCUAAAUCCCUUGUCACUGCACUUUUGUCACUUCAAAAAGAAACAGAGGUCCCGUCAUAUGUUUUAAUGGGCAUCCGACAAGAAACUGCAUCAUCAACUCAGCCAUUAUCAUUGACUCCUUUUGGUGAGGCAUGCUUGAGAACGGAUCUCACUGCUAUACAUGAAAUACUGGAAAAGAUUGGAUACAAGGACGAUGAGGGGAUUGCCAAUGAGCUUUCUUUCCAAAUGUGGACUAAUCAAAUGCAAGAGACCCUGAAUUCUAAGAAGCAUGGAGAUACUGCUUUUCGAGCAAAGGAUUUUGCGACUGCCAUUGAUUGCUACACUCAAUUCAUCGAUGGCGGAACCAUGGUGUCACCAACUGUAUAUGCUAGGCGUUGCUUAUCUUACUUAAUGAAUGACAUGCCACAAGAAGCUCUAGGGGAUGCUAUGCAAGCCCAAGUGGUGUCUCCUGAGUGGUCCACUGCCUCGUACCUCCAAGCAGCUUGCCUUUUCAGACUUGGAAUGGAGACUGAUGCACAAGAAACACUCAAAGAUGGCACAAACUUGGAAGCCAAAAGAAACAAAAACUGAAAGUGUAUAGGUCUUUUUUUUAUUUACUAUUUUGGUAAUUUUGUGUAGGCUCAUGUAUGUAUUCUUGCUUCUCAUUUUCUACAUCCAUAUUUUGACCUUGUGUCAAACUUACAGUAUUCUUCAAUUAUUUUUGUUUGAGUGGAUAAAUUAUGCUUCUGCAGUUCAGUUCUUUAA